AUGGAGGCAUAUCCGCCCGCAUACGUGCAACACAACCUCCCAUUCAUCGUCCUGUCUGGCCUGGGAUCCCAGCAUGAACUCGAGCCGCCUCCGUCAGUCCACAGCGUGCUCCCAGGGAGGGCUGCCACACGAACAAACUCGGAAAUACCCCCCGUAACCGGUGAGCGUGCAGACCAGCUCUUGCAAGGCUUUCUGAGCGCCGAUGGUACCAAUGCACCGUGGAACGCUCGAAACUCCACGCGCAAGGAUCUAGCGCAUGCAUUCAGGAUACGAUCUGUAGGGCGGGACUACGUGCUGCCUCCCAAGAAAGCAGAUGCACCCACCACCUCAGAAACCACCCCACCGGGUAGCCCAACCAUUGCAGCGGCGACUUCAUGGAUUCUCCAUUCGCCAAUAUCUCCACUAUCGCCGGGAGCGACCAUCUUCCCAGAUGGUGUCAUCGCCCCUUCGUGGGUUGCAAAACACCAGGACUACAUACCUUCCGUCUUCGUCUCCUUUUUCGACUUCACCACCGACCCUGUCACGAACAGUCUGCACGACAACCAGCUCAAGACGGAGAUCAACAAGAUCAAGGGGCAGUUAUCGAAAUCAGAGCAUCGUACACGGUACGUCGUCGUGCUCCUGAGCAACAAGACUGUAUUGGAAGCCCCAGACAUUGAGGAGCGCCUGACUGUCAUUCGGCGUGCUACCGGUCUCGACCCCAAGAACUCGCUCUUCUUCCUUCCACCGAAUACAUCUCAAGUCGAGUUGCGAGCGUUCGUCGCAUCUGUGUUCACGACUUUGCAUCCUCUCUGCGUAGAGUACUACCGAGACCUCACCAAACAUGCCCGGAGAAAGAAGGGCAGAGGUACCGUCCCUCCUCCAACAGCGCCACCAACCCGCGGCACCUCUCAAACGCUCUCUCAUCCUGGCUGGGGCGUGCGCUAUGACUUCAAACUAGGUGUCCUUGCAGAAUUUAGGCAGGAGAUGGAUGCUGCCCAACGACACUACAGCGCCGCACUUGAUGCUCUCUUUGGCCCAGAGGGUAUCUUCGAGACGACCGCAAGCUGGUCCCCUAGAUGGGACGAAAUUCGACUGUUGGCCGACACUAUCGCCUUUCGACAUAUUCGCUGUCAAUUGUGGAACUACCAACUGACGUCUGCAGCCCAGACGUGGUUGAGAUACAAGGCUAGACUUCAGGAUGUGCUUGAUCGCAGGAGCAAAGGCACUUCCAACUACGGCUGGCAGGCUUGGGAGUCGAGGUGGGCCCAGCUGAUGGCUGAGCUAAUCCAGCGGACAGAACUGCCAGUCUUCCGCGCAGAUGGCGACGCUUCAGACGAAGAGACAGGCUUGAUCUAUGCACCUCCUGAGAAGCAAUUCCUCAUGGGCGAAAGAUUGCCACCUUGGGAACUGUUACAUCAUGCAGGCUAUUGGUACAAACUGUCCGCAGAGCACGCAAAGAAACGAUACAUCCUAGCUCGCGAUAUGCCAGAGGAAGACCGAAUCCCUCCCGGCAUGUCUCCUGCGACAAAGGUAUCGGCUCGAAACCAGGUUUACGAUCACUACUUGGUUCCGCAGCCCCACGAGGAGCUCCCUUUGCCAGGCAGUGGUGGAGAAGGUUUCCAACAUUGGAAUGAUAUCUCUACCAAAUUGGAUGCUGCUGUGAAGGAGUUCAAGGCACGUGGGCAGCAACGCAAAGUGGACCAGCUGCGACUGGAUACUGCCAGGACUCUGCUGCACGUGAAGAGGUUCGAUGACGCCUUCAAGGUCCUGCGACCAUUAUGGGCAUCAAUGUCUUGGAGGAAAGAAGGGUGGUGGGGUCUUGCUUCUGAAGUCUUAUGGGCUCUUCAUGAGUGUGCGCUGCGUGUCCAGGAUCGAGAGACAUAUGUUGCGACUGAAUGGGAACUCUACAGUCAAGCCAUAGCAGGGAAGACCCGGUACAAGUACGACCUGAUGUCAUGUUUGGACGUAUUCCCAACAGAGGCCUCCUCAGAGAAGGUCACGAUCAGCCUUGACACCAAGGACUAUCUCUCGUGCAUAUCCGUACAUCUUGCCUUGUUGGGCAGCGAAGGCAACGUAGGAGAGCCUCUCCGGUCGCAGAUAGUGGUCGCCUCGACAGCACGGCCAGGAUCUGUCCCUAUCACAUUGUCGUCUCUGCAAGUGCAGUUCAAGGGUGGCUUGCAUGAGGUGCGACUGACGCACGAGCCUGAUGAAAAUGCAUCCUCCACAUUCUUCGACUGCACGCUACAGGAAAGCGCUGCACCACCCGAGAAGCCAAAGUGGGUGGGUGCCACAGACUUGACACUCCAACCCGGCCAAACCAAGGUAUACAAUUUUCCGCUUGUAUUCCGUGAAGCGGGCGACGUUGAGGCAGUAGCCUUCAUCUUCGAGAUCAACACCGACAAGUUCGAUCUGGUCUGUUCCAACAGUGAACUAGAGACCGAGCCCCACUCGAUCUGGUGGACCAAGUCCGAGUCUGGGGUCAAACCACGCAAAGUAAAGCGACUGUCAGGGAUCACUACUCACAUCCUCCCGAAGCCGCCGAAGAUGGAGAUCAGGCUCCCAGAUGUACGUGGACAAUACUUCACAGAUGAGCCAGUGACGCUGGCGAUAGAAAUUUCCAACCAGGAAGAGGAAGAGACCGAGGCUGUGCUCGAAGUCCGUCUGUUGGGACGCUCGAAGGACACGCUCGGAUUCAGCUGGGUAGAUCGGCCUGCAUCAUCGCCUAUGAAGGAGGUUCCGCCAGUCCUAGACGGCUCGACCGAUGUUGAUCUGCCAGGUCACGUGGUGGGCAGGCUAGCACAGGGCGCCAGAACGACUGAAAAGAUACGCUUUACUGCACCCGCAGAUCCGGCGGACUAUGCCUUGGAGGUCAAAGUGCUCUACCACCUGUUGAGCGACCGUGAUAUACCCAUCUCCAAGAUCAUGAUCGCCGACCUGGUCUUCAACGCUCCCUUCGAAGCCAGCUAUGACCUCCAUGCUCGAGUGCACUCGGAUGCCUGGCCUAGCUACUUUGAGCUGCAAGAGGCUGAGAGCAAGCACGACUCGGACUCUACGGAUGCGUUCGGCAUCGCGCAGAGUUGGGGUCUACGCGCCAAAGUCGCCUCCUUUGCGGACGAGCCGCUCAUUGUCAAAGAUGUGGCCAUUGAAGUACACAGCAUUCAUGGCGGCGCGACGUGCGAUGUAGUCCAAGAGUUCUCUGCUGCAGACACAGCCAUGAACAUGCAAGAGCUGCACGACUGGUCUUUCAGUCUCGACAUCCGCAAGAACAACCUUGAAGAGCGCCGGUCGACAGCUCUGGACACGACACUGAACAUCACCUGGCAGCGCACCUCUUCACCCGACGCAGAGCCCAUUGCCUCCUCCCUGCCCAUCCCCCGCAUACAGAUCCCGUCUUCGGAGCCGCGUGUUCUCGCGUCGAUUGUGCCCUCGUCGGCCGUGGCCUCGGUUGUCCACCUAGACUACACGCUGGAGAACCCGACGAUGCACUUCCUCAGCUUCGAGUUGAACAUGGAGGCCAGCGAGGAGUUUGGCUUCAGUGGGCCGAAGCUGAGGCUGGUUCAUCUGUUGCCCAUGAGCAGGCAGACGGUGAGGUAUACUAUUUUGCCACUGGUAACGGGAGCUUGGAUAGCCCCGAGUCUCAAGGUCAUGGACAAGUACUUCAACAAGGUGUUGAGAGUGCAGGCCACGGAGGGGUUGAGGCAGGACAAGAGCCGAGUCGAGGUCUGGAUACCAGGGGAGGACGGCAAGGGGCCACAAGAGCCAAGUGUGUAG
Ascochyta rabiei is the source of this 3753-nucleotide messenger RNA. RefSeq lists its product as uncharacterized. NCBI's taxonomy places the organism in Eukaryota, Fungi, Ascomycota, Dothideomycetes, Pleosporales, Didymellaceae. The transcript has 4 exons. The coding region runs from base 1 to 3753 and encodes 1250 amino acids. The record is from RefSeq and is a predicted model, not a curated record.